AUGCACUUGUCUUUUCUUCUUGAGCCUAACAUUGCGUUAGGCUGGAUUCCAACAAUCGACGCCCAGGCGACGGCCGCGGCCCUCUCCGUCACUAAGGACCUGCCGCGGUCGUCGCCCACUUACCGGCCUAGGACACACCUUCGCCUAGUCCUAGGCCGGUCAGAAUACGCAUCGGCAGUCGAGAUUUUCGAUGGAAUGAGACAAGAAAUUCCAUCCAAAUUCCCAUCCCAGAUGCCAUCGGAAAUCUCAUCGGAAUCCUACUUUCGGCAACCAUUCGGCAGCCCAGAGACACAAGGUUCCACUGCCGGCAAACAUUUCACUCUUGACGACAGAGUCUUUGUCCUUACUCUUCUCAACAAAGUCUUCGUCCUCGCUGUUGCCGACAGAGCUUUCAUCCCUCCUCUUGUCGACAGAAUCCCCGUCCUCACUCUAGACGUCAGAGUCCUCGUCCUCAAGCUUGACAACCCUCGUCUUUACUCUUGA
This is a messenger RNA of Trichoderma breve, 483 nucleotides long. RefSeq lists its product as uncharacterized. Lineage: Eukaryota; Fungi; Ascomycota; Sordariomycetes; Hypocreales; Hypocreaceae. The record is from RefSeq and is a predicted model, not a curated record. The coding region runs from base 1 to 483 and encodes 160 amino acids. The transcript has 3 exons.